Messenger RNA from Oryzias latipes (Japanese medaka), 3631 nucleotides. It is a transcript of the gene pygo2, whose product is annotated as pygopus homolog 2 (Drosophila). The record is from RefSeq and is a predicted model, not a curated record. NCBI's taxonomy places the organism in Eukaryota, Metazoa, Chordata, Actinopteri, Beloniformes, Adrianichthyidae.
UUAUAAUGACGUUUGGCUGCAUGAGAAUCAAAAUUUACAAACUUUUAUAAAUAAAUAAAAAAACAUCACAAAAAAUACACGGAAGUUGCUGCAGAAGAUUUAUGAUUUUAAUGCGUUUUGAUUGGAAAGAGAAUUCCUGAAGAACGGUCCAUUCCCAGCGGCUCCAUGUCUGGAAGACGUGGGUGGGAUUCCGCUUUACCAAAGUAUCAAAAUGAAAGUUACUGACACUGACCAGAUUUGAUCAUUUGUGAAAAAUCCUUAAAAAUAUAUUUUUAUAAAGUUAUUAAGUUAUUACAUCGUUUACGAACCACAGUAGGUGUAAAUGUUGUAAAUGUGUCCGACAAACACCCCCGUUUGUGUCCUAAGAUGUAACCGUCCUCGGGGCUCGAUGCUCCUGCUUAUCCCUCUUUGUCCGGUAGAGAAGAAGGCCAUGGUAAUUAUGGCAGAAUUUGCGUUUUUGAAUGAAUUAUAGUUGAGCGGUGGAUCAUCCAGCAUAUACCGUGUGAGGACCGCUUUGCUGGCAAUGACACACCGGAAGGUGUCAAUUUAACGGACAGCACAGCAAGCAACGGAGAAAGGUGUUGUUUUUCACACCUCAGGGCCACCGUAGACAUGACCUGAAGGCUGAUUCCAGCUAGCUGGCACGUAGCCUUCAAGACGCCGUCAUUUUUAACUUUUUUUUUCCCUUGCAUAUGAACGGUGAUAUGCCACGUCACCGACAGCCAUAUUAGAUAAUGGCUGCCGAAUCGGGGAGGCUACUGGCGGGACAAGGAAAGCGAAAAGCAUCACAGAUGAAGAGCCCGGAGAAGAAAAAGGCCAGAAAGUCCACGGCUCAGACGACGGGGUUCUCCCACCUGACGGAGUUCGCACCUCCCCCCACACCCAUGGUUGACCAUCUGGUCGCCUCCAACCCGUUUGACGAUGACUUUGGGCCUCCGUCUCGACCGAGUGGUGCCGUUGGACCUGGUGGCGCUCCGUUCCUCCAAAGUCCAGGUGGCGGUGGCGGGCCCAUGUAUGGAGGCAGAAUGGGGGCGGGGAUGACCCUGAUGGGAGGCCCGGGAGGACCAGGGAGCGGGCCUGGGCGCAGGCUGCCUUUUGGACCUCCGUCUAAUGCUGGACCUCACCACCAGCUGGGCUUUGAAAGGAUGCCUGGCUUUCCAGUGGGCGGUGGAGGGGGCACUGGGGGAGGUGGGGGUUUCCCUCCGGGGGGCCCCUCUCAGUUCAACAUGCAACCAAAUUUCAGCCCACCAAUGCAUCCUGGCCCCGGAUUUAAUCCCAUGUUGUCCCCUGGGGGUAUGGGGGGUCCUGGAGGUGGGGGUCCGCCCCACCCUCGGUUUGGGAUGCCUCCACAACAGCAGCAUGGACAGGGAGGACACUCGUUCAGCAGCCCUCCGUUACCUGGUGGGGGGGGACCUCGGGGACCUUUGCCUCCCAUGGGGGGAGGAAUGGGUCCUGGUAUGGGCAUGAUGGGCGGGAUGGGUGGCGGUCCUGGAGGCAACAUGGUGGGAGGAGGAAUGCCAGGCAUGCCCCCCCAAGGACCGUUCCCCUCCUCUCAGGAUGGCCCGUAUCCAGGUCCCAGUCCUCCAGGACCAGGUGGGGAGGAUGGAAAGAACUUUGUGGGACCUCCUGGUCCUUCGCAGCAGCAGCUUAAUCUAAAUCCUAAUGGCCCCCCCACCAACAACAACACCCCCGGUCCUCCUAACUCUAGCCAGCAACAGCCGGCGGGGGGCUUCCCCGGUCACCUCGAUGUACAGCAGCCCGGCAGCAACACGCCAGGUCAGCCCACGUCAGCACCACCACAGUCCAACCCCAACGCUUCCCCCCCCGGUCCUCUGAACGGGUCGGGCCAAACCCAGCAUCCUCAGUCCAACCAGCUGCAGCACCCCAGCAGCGCAAACACCCCCAACUCUAACAGCUCCAAUCAGCAGCAGCAGUCCACCCCCCCAAACUCUGCCCCCGGUCCCACGUCCUACAACCAACAGAACAACAGUCUGGGGGCCGGAGGUCCGCUGUCCAACGCUGCUUCCAACUCUGCACAGAACAGCCUGACCAACAACAACGGCGGCCACACCCCUGGGAGCAACCCCAACCCCCCCUCUAACUCCACCCCAACCCCCAACACCCAGUCUCCUUUGCCUCCUGGACCCGCCGCCCCCUCUACCGGUCUCGGUCCUGGAAAGCUGGGCGGUCCCGGCAUGGUGUUUCCUUGCGGCCACUGCGUGGCAGAGGUCCACGACGACCAGGACGCCAUCCUCUGCGAGGCGUCGUGCCAGCGGUGGUUCCACCGCGACUGCACGGGCCUGACCGAGCCGGCGUACGGGCUGCUGACUCGAGAGAGCGCCGCCGUCUGGGCGUGUGACUAUUGCAUCAAGACCAAGGACAUCCAGGCGGUGUUUGUGCGCCAAGGCCUCGGCCAGUUGGUGGCGGCUAACGAGAGCUAGAGGGAGCGCGGCGUGGCGCGUGCCGUGUCAGCGUCCAGCUCAGCUGUGGCUCCGCCCCUCCUCUAGUCGGUCACUACGAACAGCGACACACUCAUUGGCUUGUACACAGCACUUUGAGCGGCUCUAGGUGAAUGAUCCCCCCCCCCCCCCCCCCCCCCCCAAAAGCCACCAGAGUCACAUGAUGAUGAAUGUUACCACGACGGUUCUUCACACGCCCACCUGCCAAUCAGCACGGCACUGACACCAACGCACUACCUCAAACCGUUAAGACGCCGCCGUCAGCUCCCCGCACGCAGGUGAUGCGCUAAAAACCGUUCAGUCAGAAAAGAAACAAUCAUCCGGAAAAUGUAAUCAGAUUUUCUACCAACGAACAAGCUCCGCCCCCUUCCACUGCAGAUCAAAACAUGACGUAGCAGCUUGGAGUGUUUUGCACUUCCUGGUCUGACGUUCAGACGCGUUUCUCUCCCGCGGCGCAUCGUUUUGUACUCAGUGCUGAAUCAUCCCAAGGGUUCGAUCCCCACGCCGCAGAAGGAGCGUCUCAUCCUCAAAGAACUUGUAAAUACUCCCACUAAACUUUAGUCUUGAACUUCCAUCCGUCGUGAACAAGCUGUCGAGUCGAGCAGUGAACAAAGCGAUGAGUUGAACUUUGCUCUCGGUUGUGUUUCUGUACAUUUUUGGCUUUUCUACGUUUGAGUGGCUCGUUUCCUUCUAUCUGCAGUACACAUGAAAUGUGCUUCUGGGUGGUGUUUGCAUAGCAACUAGUGACUUGUCAUAUCAGAUGUGUAUAGUCCUCUAAAAUACAAUUUUUUUAAAAAUGAGCAAAGGGUUGCAUGACGAAAUGCAGUAACUGAUCCGUUUGUUUUCUGGUUUCUGCUCUGCAGGAGACUUUAAAGUAGACCAAAAAACUAAAGUGCGAAAGAAAUUCAAACUGCUUUUAUAAAGUGUUCAUAAUGAUUCUCCUUCCCCUUUUGUUCUUUUUUAAUCUUCAUCAAAUGUCCAGGUUGCCUUUUCUUUCCGUUCUUUGUUUUGUACUGGUGUUUGUGCUUUUGCUCUGGCGCCCCCUGGUGGAACCGGUGGGUAUUACCAAGUGGCAAAGGAAAGGUACUGAACUCUUAAAAAACUAAAAAAGAGAGAUUUGUGUUUGUCCAUUUUUUGUUUUUGCAAAUUGUAUUAAAAAUGAGGUUUUGAGA